CCUUGUAAACGAAUAAUUAUUUUAUUUGAAUAUUAGCUUAUAUUUUGCAACAAGGUACAUAUUGACUGCUAUUCACUGCUAGCGGGGAAAUACAACCAGUCAAGGGAAAGAAAAAAACUAAAUUGAAAAAAAAAAAUACGUAGAGAAGAGAGCAGAGGAGCGAACCAAACAAACAGGAGAUACGAUCGAUUUGAAUCAAAUCAAGUAAUACAAGGAAAUACAAGAGCUAGCAAGAUGUCCGAGGGGGCUGAUGGAAACGUAAAGGGGGAGCCCACGAACUUCAAACUCAUCAGAACAAACACGGGCGCUGUGAGAGUAUCACAAGCGUGUGAUCGUUGUAGAAUCAAAAAGAUCAAAUGUGAUGGGUUGACUCCAUGCCACAAUUGUUCCAAGAUCAGUUUCGAGUGUAAGACUAGUGAUAAACUUACCAGAAGAGCAUUUCCAAAAGGGUACACCGAGAACUUGGAGAUAAAGUUGAAAGAAUUGGAGGAUGAGAAUAAUUUAUUAAAAGAGAAAUAUGGGUUGAAAGCUGUUGAUGGGAAUAGCAAGAAGAAGAGUACUAGCGAUAAUAUGGAUAACAAAUCGAAUCAUGGCUCUAUGAAUGAUGAUAUUGAUACAAGUGCCAUAAAUACACAACCCAGUACGGGGAUGCAUACUCCUUCUCGAGGUCAUCACUCAGACAAUAGAGUCACGUUGAAUAACAACUCCACGCAUACUACCGUGCAAAUUAAUAACCCAAUUGAUCAAAUAUUUAAUCUUGACGGUAAGGGAAUCAUUAUUGGGAAUGAUAAUCUUAAUUUUGAGUCCCAAUUCAAUCAUUUGUUGAUUAAUCUUAAUCUUCCGUUCUUGAAGAUUACAAAUUCUCACAAUUUCUUAUUGAAUGAUCCCAACUCCUAUUUGUAUCAUCCAUCGUACACCAUGUACAAUCAGUUCCAUAAUCGGGAUUUGGAUGUUAUUUAUAAUCCAUUGACAGCAAACAACAGUCAGCAUGAUGAUCUACUUGGAGAAAUGGUGACUCUCACCAAUAAUCAACUCCCGAUUGAUAUUUAUGAUUUAUUUAUUAAAUUGAUCAACAAUUUUAAAAAGAUUUUCAGUCUGAAAAAGGAGUUGGAUAGUUAUAUUGUUCAAUUUUUCUUGAAUUAUAACAUAUUCAUCCCUAUUUUGGAUUAUAAACAGUUCAUGGAACUGUAUGAUGCAUUCCAUACCAUGUACCCCUUUAUGUUUACAUACGAUGAUGCGACAAUCAAUGGGUUCAACAUUCUGAACAACGAUUAUCAUGUGGUGAAUGAAUAUCUCAUGGUGGUUGUGCAAAUUUAUGCUAUGAUAAUGAUGAAUGAUCCUACAAUCAAUUUAAACUUACUAUUGAAUCAUGCAGAACCAGGGUAUUUGUUGAACAAGAAGUCGACUUCGGUAAUUAGAUCAUUGUAUGAUUUUUUACCAUAUUUCAAUGUCUUCCAUGUUUCAGUUACUCAAAUGCAAACUUAUUUAUUAUUUCUUUAUUAUUCAUUAAUUACGAAUAAUAAGGAGAAAUCAUUGGUAUUAUCAUCGAUGAUUAAUUCAUUUAUUGGGAUCUUGGGGAUUAAUUUGAAUUCUAAAAAUUUAUUUUUCAAUGAUUUAACCUUAACAUUAUCCCAAAAGAGAACAAGAGUCAAGAUUUUCUGGGUAUUCAAAGUUUUAUUGAAGGUUUUUAAUUUGAAAUUUGGUUUCAAACCAAGUAUUAAUACCACAGUUAUUAACCCAGUAACCAUUGAAAGAUAUUUUGAAUUAACCCCUGCCAAACUCAGUCUGUUAUUAGACGAAGCAGAAAAUGACGAAUUAUUUAAAGUAUUACUCAAGCCAAGUAUUGAAUUUUUAAAUUUAGUGAAUAUCAUUAUUCCUUCUUCAUUUUCACCAAAUUAUUAUCAAUAUUUAAAGGGUGAUUCUUCUUCGAACAAUCCUCAAGAACAACAGAAGAAUAGAAAAAAUCACCCCAAACAAUUAGAUUGGAUUUUAAAUGAUGAUGAUGGAGAUGGUAAUGAUGGAAAUUUGAAUUAUAAUUUUACUCAAUUUGCAACCAUUGACCGUAACUUGACUACUUGGAGAGCUUCAUUAAAGGAUAAGGAAAUUAAUUUAAUACCAUUCCAAUUACAAAUGAAUCUACCAGUUCUUUCAAGUAUAAAAACAAAUAAUUUAUUCCAUUCCAUCAACAAUUAUGACAUACCAAAUGAAAUAACUCCACAAGCAUUUGAAAGUUAUUCCAAUACAGGUUUGCCUGAUAUUUAUACAGCAUCACAAUUGAUUAAAAUUCAAUUAAAUUUCCAUUAUUUAUUGAUUCGUUCAAUGAACUAUUUGAAUUUUGUUAUUGAUAAAGAAUUGACUAAUAAUUUUUAUUUGAAGAUUUCUGACAUAUCAAGAGAAGUUUUGGCAUAUUUCUUGUUGGUUUUCAGCCAUGUUGGAGACUCUAGGGAAAGCUGGGAAUCGACAAAGGCUAAAAGCAAGAGCUCAGCUCCUCAUAAUGCAGUCAUGGAAAGUUUGGGACUUGAUGUGGAUGAAGAUGGGUUUGUCAUUAAUGAUUUCCUGGUGAAAAGAAGGAAGAUUGCCCCAGUAAAUUAUCCAUCACAACAAAAGAAAUUAAUUCAUGAACUUCCUAGAUCUCCAUUCAAUCAUAUUUUAAAUGGGUUAUCAAUGACUAUCAUCAAUUUCAAGAAAUCAAUCAUAUUACAAAUGUUAUAUUUAUUGAUUUGUUCAUUAAAAGUGUUUAAAAAGGGAGGUCAGUUAUCUAAGGAUACAAAGGAUAUCUUGAAUGAUAGUGUUGACCUUUUUAUCAGAGUAUAUAUCAAUUAUAAUUCAAACAUAAGACAAUAUAGUUUGAUGAACAAUAAUGGGAGCAUUGGAAAUGGUGUUAGUGCUGCCGGUCAAAUAAAGCAAUCUGAAAGAGUUCAAAAAGAAAACAAGUUAUUCAAUAAAUUGAUAAAUGACGAAUUAAAAGAAGAAAUAUUGAAAGAACCUAGAAGAAGUGGAGGUGGCGAUAGUGAUAGUGAUGAAAGUGAUGAAGAAAUUGAUGAAGAUUCUGAAAUUUCUCAAAUUGAUUGGGAUGAUGAAGAUAUGGAUGAAGAUUUAAAAUAUUUGAAGAUAUUGAAAUUUGUCAAAUAUAAAAUCAAUAAUAUGUAUUCAAUCUCCCAAUUUCAACAAAGAUCGAAAACACAAACUCAACAUGAACAAAAGCAAAAACAAAAGCAAACACUGAACAAAGAGAAUGUUGAAAUUGGAGGUAGUAGAAAUUCUGAAUCUCAAGGAAUCUCAAGUAUACUGUCCGAUAAUUCAAUAUCUUCGAGUAGAAUGUUCCAUCCUCCUCUUCCAUUGACUACAAUGGGGCAAGGAUUUAGUGGACCAUCGCCAACGUACACUGGGGGACUUUCAAAGAUGCCUUCACUAACUAAGUUUGAUUUUUUACUUGGAGAGGACCAUUUCCCAGUCGAAAGUGCUGGUUCCGCACAACUGACUCCACAUACAUUUCCUCCAAUCAAUAAACUAAAAGAAUAUAAUAGUGGGGUUAAUAGAUUAGAGGAUCUUGAGUUGAUCAAAAAGGAAAGAUUAGCUAUAAAUGAUUUAAUGAAUUUAAAGAAUCAACACCCAGCCAAGGGAGCAGGAUCUCCUCCUGUGGCAUUUAAUGGGAGUUGGAGCUAUGACGAAGAUAGGAAGACAUGAUUAUGAACCAUAAAUGAAAUUAUAAAUGAACCAUCAUUAGAUAUAUGUAC
Messenger RNA from [Candida] anglica, 3737 nucleotides. The record is from the annotation of a GenBank genome assembly. Lineage: Eukaryota; Fungi; Ascomycota; Pichiomycetes; Serinales; Debaryomycetaceae.